AGAAAGAGCGCCUCACUCACGGGGAGUGUGGUUCUGGGCGACGCGGGAAGGCACUGCCGCGACAGCAGCCGCCGACGCUGGCCAAGGUGCUGGACAAGACAGACCGGUCGGCCACUUCGCCAGUUCAGCCACCCGUUGCAGCAGCAGCCGUCUCGCUUCCAUCCGGGUCUCCAUGGAAGAGAUGGAAGAAGAGCUAAAAUGCCCCGUGUGCGGGUCCUUCUAUCGGGAGCCCAUCAUCCUGCCCUGCUCCCACAAUUUAUGUCAGGCGUGCGCCCGCAACAUCCUGGUGCAAACCCCGGAGUCUGAGUCCCCCCAGAGCCGUCGGGCCUCGGGCUCCGGGGUCUCUGACUAUGACUACCUGGACCUGGACAAGAUGAGCCUGUACAGCGAAGCGGACAGUGGAUACGGCUCCUACGGAGGUUUUGCAAGCGCCCCCACUACCCCGUGCCAGAAGUCCCCCAACGGCGUCCGAGUGUUUCCCCCAGCAAUGCCGCCACCGGCCACCCACCUGUCACCGGCCUUGGCCCCGGUGCCCCGUAACUCCUGUAUCACUUGUCCCCAGUGCCACCGCAGCCUCAUCCUGGAUGACCGGGGUCUCCGCGGCUUCCCCAAGAACCGCGUCCUGGAAGGGGUAAUUGACCGUUACCAGCAGAGCAAAGCCGCGGCCCUCAAGUGCCAGCUCUGCGAGAAGGCUCCCAAGGAGGCUACCGUUAUGUGCGAACAGUGCGAUGUCUUCUACUGCGAUCCGUGCCGUCUUCGCUGCCACCCGCCCCGGGGUCCCCUAGCCAAGCACCGCCUGGUGCCCCCGGCCCAGGGCCGUGUGAGCCGGAGGCUGAGCCCGCGCAAGGUCUCCACUUGUACAGAUCACGAGCUGGAGAACCACAGCAUGUACUGCGUGCAGUGCAAGAUGCCGGUGUGCUACCAGUGCCUGGAGGAGGGCAAACACUCCAGCCAUGAAGUCAAGGCUCUGGGGGCCAUGUGGAAACUACACAAGAGCCAGCUCUCCCAGGCACUGAAUGGGCUGUCGGACAGGGCGAAAGAAGCCAAGGAGUUCCUGGUGCAGCUCCGCAACAUGGUCCAGCAGAUCCAGGAGAACAGUGUGGAGUUUGAGGCCUGCCUGGUGGCCCAGUGUGAUGCCCUCAUUGAUGCCCUCAACAGAAGGAAAGCCCAGCUGCUCGCACGCGUGAACAAGGAGCAUGAGCACAAGCUGAAGGUGGUUCGAGAUCAGAUCUCUCACUGCACGGUGAAACUGCGCCAGACCACGGGUCUCAUGGAGUACUGCCUGGAGGUGAUUAAGGAAAACGAUCCUAGCGGCUUUCUGCAGAUUUCUGACGCCCUCAUAAGGAGAGUGCACCUGACUGAGGACCAGUGGGGGAAAGGCACGCUCACUCCCAGGAUGACCACGGACUUCGACUUGAGUCUGGACAACAGCCCUCUGUUGCAGUCCAUUCACCAGCUCGACUUCGUGCAGAUGAAAGCUUCCUCUCCAGUCCCAGCAACUCCCAUCCUACAGCUGGAGGAGUGCUGCACCCACAACAACAGCGCUACACUGUCCUGGAAGCAGCCGCCUCUGUCCACGGUGCCCGCUGAAGGAUACAUUCUGGAGCUGGAUGAUGGCAACGGUGGUCAGUUCCGGGAAGUAUAUGUCGGAAAGGAGACAAUGUGCACCGUGGAUGGUCUUCACUUCAACAGCACAUACAACGCUCGCAUCAAGGCCUUCAACAAAACAGGAGUCAGCCAGUACAGCAAGACCCUGGUCCUCCAAACGUCUGAGGACACAGAUUCAGAAGAACAGACACUCCCUUUUCCAGUGCCUUCGGAAAGAUUGCCGCUCCGUAGAAUGAGUCCCUUCUCCUCCACCCUUAAUCUACAGCCCAGCUUCCCCGGGAGAUCCUACUUUGAUUUCCGAUCCUCACCCCACCAGCUGAGCUUGCAUUCCUCCUUACAGUCUCUCAAUGCACCGGGAUGCAAUUUUGAGCCUCAGUCUGCACCUUACACGCAAUUAGUUGACAUUAAAAAGCUGUUGGCAGUGGCCUGGUUUGCCUUUGACCCUGGCUCGGCACACUCUGACAUCAUCUUCUCCAAUGACAACCUGACUGUGACCUGCAGUAGCUACGAUGACCGAGUGGUGCUGGGGAAGACCGGCUUCUCCAAGGGUGUCCACUACUGGGAGUUAACUGUGGAUCGCUACGAUAACCACCCCGACCCUGCCUUUGGUGUGGCUCGCAUCGACGUGAUGAAGGAUGUGAUGUUAGGAAAGGACGACAAAGCUUGGGCAAUGUAUGUGGACAAUAACCGGAGCUGGUUCAUGCACAACAACUCGCACACCAACAGAACUGAGGGAGGGAUCACAAAAGGGGCCACAAUCGGGGUCCUCCUCGACUUAAAUAGAAAAACCUUGACAUUUUUUAUCAACGACGAACAGCAAGGGCCCAUAGCAUUUGAGAAUGUGGAGGGCAUGUUCUUCCCGGCAGUCAGCCUGAACAGGAACGUGCAGGUCACGCUUCACACCGGGCUUCCAGUCCCUGACUUCUACUCCAGCAGAGCAUCCAUAGCCUAAGGGUGUGCUGCGGAGGCACCAGCUGCCUGUUCUUACCUCCGCCUGAGAAGCAACAGCAAGAGGCUCGGCCAGAGCUUGGUGGGAUGCCAGAGAGCUAGAAGGAGGGGGAGAAGAAGAAAAAAGCUGGUCCUCUACGGUCUUCACACCCUGCAGCUCUGCCCCUUUCCCUUCCAACCUCUCCAUUGCUGUAAUGCCUGCAUACGCUUCCAUCUUCUGCAGCUCCAACCAACAAAGGACCUAGCCAGCCCACCGUGUCACUUGUUUCCACUCUCAGAUUUUGCCUUUAUUUAACAUGAUUUUUAUGUCAGUGAGUAAUACUUCGUUUCCUUUCUGAUCAUGUUAUUAGUGACAAAUGGAACUGGCACUGCCAAGAAAAAAAUUCUCCUGACAAUUUUUUUCUUAAGCUUUGUGUCAGAGGUUGUAGGGAGAGAGGUAAGGAAGAAUGAGGUAAAUUUGGAGCCUGCAGUUUACCUCCUAGAAUGCUCUCACCAUGUUACCUCUCAUGCAGGGUUAGCUCUGCAUAGUGGGUCUCUGGGAGGCAGACACAGUGAGCGUAGCAUUAAAAAGUGUUACCAUCCAUUGAAGCACAAAAAUACAGCUAAACGUAGCUGCCCAAAGUUCACAGUGGGCAGGUCAUUAGGAUAGCUGGGUCAUUAGGACAGGCCAGAAACCCUGGUCAUUGAGUGAAAUUGGAAAGUCUCUAGACAUAAACAGACAAGGGGACUUACUAAUUUGGUUCAUGUAUUUAAGAAAAGUUUUUAAUUGAGAGCCUGCUGUAGACCAGCCACUCCUCUGGACACUGGUGCAGUCUCUGUCCUCCUGGAGCUUAUAUUCUCCUAGGAGAACAAACCCAAAAUAAAAGAGUAACAAAUUGUUAUGAACUAGAAAGGAAAUAAACGAGUGAGAGAGAGAAGUUCAUUGGCAAGAUCUUUUAAAUCCCCUAGAAUGAUGCUAAAAAAUCCACCUAUUCUGGCCAUAACACCAGAAACAUAGCAACUCCAUGUCUUUUCAGCUGUGCUAUUUUAAUUAUGGUACCUGCUGGCAUUCAUCACAGAGCUCUUCAUUAGUAGAAAUGAUGUCAGCAUUCUUAUUGGUUACCGCUGACACAAUACUAAGCCUUAAAAAUGAAUGUGGAAAAACAACGGUGGCCAGAGGAAGGCGGACCCAUCCUUAGUAAUGGGAGAUCUUAGGUUGCAGUCCACAGCAUUCACAUUCUCAGGAUAAACACACUUGUCUCCACGUAUACUCUCUGUGCCUGCUACAGAUGGAAAAUCCAUCCACUCUGCUGCCAUUUACAGCCCAGCUUUCUGGUGUAGUUCAAAUAAUGUUUGGGAGAAAAUGAUAUUAUAGGUCAUUGCUAUGAAUGGUAGCAAACAAUAAUGCUUACUACUUCUAUAUAGUGAUAGACUUACGUGGAAGUUACCCUUCAGACUCUUUAGUUUGACAUGACAUUUUAGAAAAUGUAGGACCUGGAAAGAGGUUCUAAAUUGUGGUCUAAAUAUUUGCCAAUAAGCCAAGUAAUUCUCCAUGGCAGGGAGGCAUGAAACAAGAAUAACAAACAGAAGAAGUAGGAUGCAAAAACUAACAAAUUAAAGUUUGGCAAAAAGUAACAUGUAAAUAGCUAAUGAUUUACUUUUGUGUUUCCUUGAUUUAGAUUACUCCUAUCCGUUCCCAUUUUCCCAGUUAUGUGUACCUAAUUUAUUGAAUGGGUGCUAUCCCGUUUACGUCUGUCCUGGUUUUUCUCGGCUACAGAAAAACUCUGUUGCAGGGCAACACUAGUUUGAUAUUUGAUUUACUCCAACGAGACUCGAUGGCUGGGCCGCUGUAGACUCAUAGUUACUCCUGUUCUUUAUGAGAUUCAUCUUGCUAAUUAGAUUUCCAGUGACUUGUAACAUGUAGUUUACACAGAAUCGCCAUUAUAGAUGCAUACAGCUGCUGUACUAGAAAAAAAAUGGAUCUUUCUGGUGUGCCAAUAAAGGAUUUUUA
This is a messenger RNA of Phyllostomus hastatus (greater spear-nosed bat), 4546 nucleotides long. RefSeq names its product tripartite motif containing 9 (gene TRIM9). The record is from RefSeq and is a predicted model, not a curated record. The transcript is spliced from 13 exons. Gene Ontology annotation, molecular function: zinc ion binding; protein binding. The coding region runs from base 173 to 2560 and encodes 795 amino acids. NCBI's taxonomy places the organism in Eukaryota, Metazoa, Chordata, Mammalia, Chiroptera, Phyllostomidae.